Molecule: messenger RNA, 3572 nt
Organism: Malaclemys terrapin pileata
Lineage: Eukaryota; Metazoa; Chordata; Testudines; Emydidae
Gene: ARID5A
Product: AT-rich interaction domain 5A
Exons: 6
Coding region: 467-2737 (756 amino acids)
Biological process (GO): regulation of transcription by RNA polymerase II
Cellular component (GO): nucleus
Molecular function (GO): transcription cis-regulatory region binding
Source: RefSeq, a predicted model, not a curated record
GGCCCAGUCCAGGGCAGUGGGUCCCUCUGGCAUGUCCAAGGCUGAAGAGUGUCCCUCUCUGGAAUUCUGACUGGGUUCAGCUGGGGCCUGGCCCCCUGUGCAGAGCUGGGACCUCCCUCAAAAAGGAUGGCGUGUAGCAAUGAACCAUGGGCCCAAGCAUGAAAUCCUGAAAGACCUGACUGUUUCCCGAGUUCAGGGCUGUGCAGAUCUGGGCAUCCAGGUCUCCAUCCAUUGGAGAGGCCUGGACUGGGAAGUCUGGAUCCAGCUCCAGCUCUGCGCCCUGCAUUUGAGGGGCGGGAAGGUUGGAUCCUGGAUUACUGAUGCUGGAAACUGGGGCCCUGUAGCAUUUGAGGGACUGAUCACAUGUAUUCCCUAGUAUGUGCAUCUGUCUGGGCUGCAAAGGAGUGCUGGUGUCUCACUCUGCAGUGUGUGUGCAGAGUAUGGAGAGAACCUCCCCUUGAUUUGCAUGAUUGUUUGGGCCUUUCACUUCUCAAUGGUUUCUUCAUCUUCUCCCUUGGCCACAGCACUCAGCUUUAAAGGGAAGAGGAAGAAGAAGACAUCCACAAUGGAGGCUGCUGGGCCGGGGCCUGUGGAAGAGGCUGAUGCUGUGAAGCCUGGACCCGAGGGGAGCCAGAGCACUGUGGACCCGCUGGACCAAGUGGACUCGCUAGCACUGAAGCCAGACAGCAGCUCCGAAGAGGAGCAGAAGAGGUUGGUGGAGGAGAUGGGGGAUGAGCAGGCAUCGAGCAGGGAGAAAGAAGAGGAGCAGGCCUUCCUGGUCAAUCUCUACAAGUUCAUGAAGGACCGUCACACCCCCAUCGAGAGGGUGCCUCAUCUCGGCUUCAAGCAGAUUAACCUGUGGAAGAUCUACAAAGCCGUGGAGAAGCUGGGAGCGUAUGAGCUGGUCACAGGAAGGCGCCUCUGGAAGAAUGUGUAUGAUGAGCUGGGGGGCAGCCCUGGAAGCACCAGUGCAGCCACCUGCACCAGGAGGCACUACGAGAGGCUGGUCCUCCCGUACGUGCGACACCUGAAGGGCGAGGAUGACAAGCCCCUUCCCCCCGCCAAGCCCCGGAAGCAGUACAAGGUCUCCAGGGAGCCCCGUGGGGAGCAGGGCGAUGAUGCAGCCGAAAAGAGCAAGAGAGUCAAGAAGGAGAAAAGUGGAGACCAGGUUUUGCCUGAGAAGGUGAAGCCGGAUGCCUCUGCCGCUCCCAAACAGGGCAGGGAGGCUGUGACGGAUGGCCCCGAGCAGAGCCGACCGGGAGACCGAGCUGAGGGGCUCCCCCUUUUGAACACCAAAGAUUUGUCCAAGAGCCAGCCGUCUGUGAGCUGCCACAGCAACUGUAGGGCCCACGGCUGCUCCGAGGCCUACAAACGGCUCUUCUCCAGCUUCUACUUCAAAGGGAACCAUGGUAUCAUGUCUCCCUUGGCCAAGAAGAAGCUGCUGGCUCAAGUGAGCAAGGCUGAAUCCCUGCACUGUGAUGAGAGACACCUGAGCCAUUGCCCUGAAGGCAAGAAAUCCAGGUCUGCAGGGCUCCCCUGCCCCAGCCCAGAGCUCGACUCCAACAGGCCAUCAGUCAUUCAUCAGAGCAAAGAGGGAAGGAGCCCUGGGCCAGAGGGGGAUGAUGCCAAUGACCCAGCCCAAGCAUGUCACCCUCCUAACAAAGGGGAGGGGGCACCAUGCCCAAAGAGAUCUCUGAGCCCCAGAGGCAGCCAGAUAUUUCCAAGGACAGAGGAUGGGAGUUCAGGGCGCCAUCUCUCCCCUGCUCCUACCAUCUUCACUGGCCACUUCCACGCGUAUAGAAGUGAGGUUCUGAAACCUGUGAGCUGCCACCCCCUACGAGGCCCGAUGGAGUAUUUUCGUGGCUUCAAGGAUUUCCCAGAGUCUCUCUCCAUCUAUCAGCAGCCAGGCAAGGACCUGCAGCCACCCAGCCUCCCUCGGAAGAGGCAGGAGGGUACGGAGGGUUGUGUGGAGCAGCCAGAAGAUCUGCGCAGCAAAGCGAGCCAGGCUCCGCCUUCCUGGAGCAGAGACAGCCAGGGACCCUCUGCCUUCUAUAAAGGCGGCUCUGCAGGGAGCAAAGGCUUUCCCUACGCCAGUGUGAAAGCCUGCUGGGUCCCACCCAUGGCCAGCUUUGUCAAGGCCAGUCCCCAGCUACCCAAGAAUGGUGGGCUUGUCCAUCCCAUCCCACAGAGCCAGGUGGGCAGCCCUGGCCUGGGCCCCGGGCCGAGGAGCAAGCGCAGUCUGGAGGAGGAGGGCUUUGUUCAUGGGAAGAAGCUAAAGGCCGUCUCGCCUCUCGUCAAGGGAGUGGAGCCAAAGGACAAGCGCAGCAAGUCGCCGAGCCUCCAGCCGGGCCUGGCCAAGCCACAGGCUGUGGUGCCAAGCCCCAGCUUCCCAGCACCGCUCCCCUCCGCUGCAGGGCAGGACAGUUACAAAGGGACGAUGCUGAGGUUCCCGGUGAACUUUGGCACCUCCGCGGACCAUUUAAAGGGCCAGUCCUCUCCACUGAUCCCUUCGCUCUCUGUCAACCCAUUUGUCAUCCCUGCGUUUCCAGGCCACUUAUUAGCUGCCUCUACUCAAUCCUCAGACCUCUGCCGGCCGCUGGCUGCCAGCCUAGUGCACUACCCUACGUCUUACGACAGCUCGCUGCGGCACAGGCUAUACCCUGUCACAACGUGGCACAAUCAGCCAACAUACGCCUCCCCCCACGGGACCACCUUCCACCGGAACAACAAGCUGUAGCCACUGGCGUGGGCACUACCCCUUAUGGGGAGAGAGGUUUUCUACUGAUGGUAGUGGGUCUCAGCCAGCCAUGGCGCAGGGGUAGGACACUCGGUAACACUGGAGUUGCAGCUGUGCUGCAUCUCGCCUUUGGAGCUGCCCCAGUCCCGUGGCCUUGUAUUGCAAAGCGGUAAGAGAAUAUACGGACACUCUGGACCACGUCAUUUUUACUCUUGAUCUUUGAGCUUUAUUUGUAAUUGACAUCGUACGCUGGGGACUUCAACACAUACGUUGUGGGUUUAAAAAAAAAAAGGGGGGGGAGCAAAAUAGGUUCUGGAGAUUCCUCUUAAUGCCGGAGGUGACCCCAUUCACCUUGUAGUUGCUCAGACAAAUAGGUUCCAAAGUGCAGCGCGAACUUGGAUGUUGUUGGUCCAUGCUUCUUAAUAGCAGGACUGAAAAUAGGAGUGUAAAGACAGGGAGAGAGGAAAAAUUCAAAUGAAUUAACAAGUACUAUUUCUAGGGUAUCCCAAUAUGCCAGCUGAGUUUUUGGGGUGCUCUAUGAUCCAUGUUACAGAGCACUAGUUCUUCUGAUCUAAAAACAGAACAAGUUUAUUUCAGUUGAGUUGCCUCCAGGACAGGAAUCCUGGGUUUCAAUUUCCAGGGGCUUGGGGGAGGGGAGUUAAAACACCCAUUGGUUUUGCAGAACCCUGAAAUGGUUUGAGACGUUCCCAAGCUACUCCCAUCCCAACAUGACACUGUCUGUGGAGGUUCCUGUGGAUCUCUCCAAAGGCUGCAUUGGUCUGGUUGGAAGCAUCUAGGUGUCUACAAUAAAACUGCCCAAGAUGGUGCAAAAUGG